This is a messenger RNA of Drosophila arizonae, 4905 nucleotides long. RefSeq names its product monocarboxylic acid transporter silnoon (gene Sln). Gene Ontology annotation, biological process: transmembrane transport; monocarboxylic acid transport. NCBI's taxonomy places the organism in Eukaryota, Metazoa, Arthropoda, Insecta, Diptera, Drosophilidae. The record is from RefSeq and is a predicted model, not a curated record. Gene Ontology annotation, molecular function: monocarboxylic acid transmembrane transporter activity.
UGAAAUAUAUUAAUAUAUCUUUUGGAAUUAUAUGUCUAACGGUAUGCACAUUUUGCAUUUAUGUUGAGUUAAGGUCUUACAUUGCCCAUAAGGCGGAGUAUGCCAACAUUAUACUAUUUAGUUUUACGCUCGUGCACGUCGUCUCCUGCAUUCUUUUAAUAAUUGGCGCUAAGCUGAUGAAAAAUAAUUUUCUGAUACCCUGGAUGACCUGUUUGCCCCUCACCAUUAUGAACUUCAACGUAGUGUUCCUACAUGUUCUGGAAAUGGUCUGGAGCAUUAUGACAUCCAUGAUGAUAUCCAUUGCAAUGUGGCUAUUUGUGUUGAACAUGUUCCUAAAGCUCCUCAAGGAGAAGCGCAGAGCGAAAGCCGAAAUGCCCACUUCGAGUAUUCUGGCCUUUCAGCUUUCCGGGAGUUCCUGACCUAAGCGGCCAAAAAUGCUGAGCAAAACAAAAUGGAAAUACAACGAAUCAACUCUGUCGCACUCGCACGCAGCCCGGGCACUGCUAUCCCGCUCACUCGUCACUCGUACUGCCACGUAAUUCACCUCAAGCUCACCACAGACCACAGACCGCAGUCCACAGUCCGUGUUGGAGUUGAGUUCGGCGCGUGCCCUGCUUUGAGUGGAAUCGAUUCAAAGGCAUCGAGAGGACGCACGGCGAAACAGUAUUACGCCGAGCAGUGAGCCGAGCACAUCGAACCCAAUAGAAAAGGAACAGAGAAUCGCAGAAAAGUUGUCACAGAUAUACCUAGUCAAGGAUCAGACGGAACAAUAAAUGAAAUUAGUUCGAAAAGCGUGCAGCCCAAAUUUUACUUGAAUUCCUGGCAACAGACUGAUGCACUUCACUGUAACUCAAUUACCGAGUGCAUUCCGGGCGAUCGGGUGAUGUGCAACAAUAGAAAUGUUUUUUAUCGAUUUGUAGCAGAAACUCUAGUUUGUUGAGUCCACCAAGAGACACUGACACUGACAGUGUGUGUGUGUGUGAGUGUGAGUACUUUAGUGUGCUUGCGCGUGUUCGUGUGUCUGUGCAGCAGCGGAAACAGGAACAGCAACUGGCAACUGGCAACUGGCAACUGGCAUUAGCACACGACAAAAUGACGCAAAUGCGUCUUUAAGCGGAAUAAACCUUCAACUGACGCAAGUUCCUGCAAAGCCUUAAAUGCAAUACAAAUCAAACGAAACACUGAUAUUGAUAAUAGCUAAAUAAACAACUAGUCGUUGUACAGGAAUCCAGUGCCAAAGCAUAAGCCAGCACACCUCGUCCAUCACGCAUACGCCGUGUGCGCUAGCCGUUAUCAUUCCGAAAAUUGGGCCAACCCUUGGCUUUGGCCGUGCCGCUGCCGUCGCCGUCGCCGUCGCCGUUGCCGUUGCUCCUGCUUCUGCUUCUUCUUUUGCUGCAGCUGCAGCUGUAGCUGUGCUCCUUUGUGCUGUCCGCGUGUGGCCCUAUCGAGCUAAACCAAUGCAUUUGAGUGCACAACAACAACGCCCCAAGCAACAACAACAACAACGCGAGCAACAAGAGAUACACCAGCGAAGGCGCCUCACAUACCGCAAAGGACGAGCAUGUCAUCCCUGCAGCGCGACUGGCAUUUACAGGGUUCACGGGGAUCGGUGUACUGCGCGAGUGAACCGGACCCAGCUGGUCGAGUCCAGUACGAGUCGGGAGGGCUCGUUCUCAACGACAGGGCGGGGCAAUGCGGAGACGGCGAUGCUGACUGCGGCGCUGCCGGCCAGGCCCCAAGCGGAUCACUGUUCUCGGUUGUGUCCGCGCCACCUGCACCGCUGCCCACUGUGGCCCUGGCCCAGCUGGACGUCAAGCAAAUGGAGGCGCUGUGCGUGCCGUCGCCCUCGCCGUGCGCCUCGCCAGCGCUGCGACCUGCCACGCUCAGCUUGGAUGCGCCCUGCUGUCCGCGCACGCUGCAAGCCAGCCUGCUGGAGCACCAGAUCCCCGAGCUGGAAGAGGACGACAAUGAGAACCUGUUGACCGUGUCCAGCAUAACGGCUCGCCCGUUGAUAGCCAAAUCGAACGAGUUGCGCAGCAGCCGCAAGCAGCAGUUAUCCUCGGGUACGGCUCGCAGCAAAUGCCUGAAGCGCGCCAAGGAGCUGGAGCGACCGUCCGCUCGUCGCAGCAGGCAGCUGGCCAAGGAUCGCGACUCAUCCACCAGCACUACAGAGAGCGGCGGCGGCUGCGCUGCGGAGCCACCGGACGGUGGCUACGGCUGGUUCAUUGUCUUCGGCGCCUUCUCCGUGCAGUUCUGGGUCGCCGGACUGGUCAAGUCGUAUGGCGUGCUCUAUGUAGAGAUCAUGGAAACCUUUCCCAGCUCCACGGCCACUGUGGCCUCCUGGAUACCAGCCAUCCUCUCAGCGCUCUGCCUCGUCCUCGCACCGCUCUCGAGCGCGCUCUGCCAGCGCUUCUCCUGCCGCUCCGUUGUCUUUGUGGGCGGCAUCUUUUGCUCUCUGGGCAUGGUGCUCAGCUAUUUCGCCACCAGCCUGCUGCACCUGCUCCUCACCUUUGGCAUUCUUACAGGAAUUGGCGGUGGUCUCUCCACGACCCCAGGCAUUGUGAUUGUCUCGCAGUACUUUGACAAGCACCGCGCCCUGGCAAACGGGAUCUGUGUGUCGGGCACGGCGGCGGGCAGCUUCGUGCUACCCAUAUUGAUAAAGCACCUGGCGGAGAGCUGCGGAUUCCAUGGCACGAUACUCAUACUGGGCGGCUGCAUGCUGCACGUGUGUGUCUCGGCGACUCUGUACCGACCGCUGAGCGACUAUGCCGAGCAGGCACAGGUGCAGGCGCAGGCGCAGGCGCAGGAUGCGGCUGGCAAGCCCAACAGUGAUGACAUCAAUCCCAGCACUACGGGCAUGCUGACGACGUCCACGUACUUGGGCACCUGUGAGGUGGGCGCCGAUGAGCUCAACGACAAGUUCAUAGAGCAUUUGUUCCUCGAGGAGUGCAAGAAUCAUCUGAACUACUACGCCAGCAAGCAGCCAGCUCAAGACAAGUCGGCGCAGGAGAGCGAUGAUGAGGUGAAGGACAUCAUUGGCGAAACCACCUUUAUAAAGCCCAUGAAGAAGGUGCGCAGUUCCGGCCUACUGCACUCCGUGGAGGAUCUGAGCACAGACUCCACUUGGGUCUAUCGCAAGCACUCAGGCACCGACUCGAAUCGCGGCAGUCGGCGACGUCGCAACGUCUUUGCCAAUGACGAGACCAUCAGCAAGAUCCAUGCCCAUCUCGAGAAGCCGCUCUCCCCACCGAGCGUGGUCAGCCGCGGUCUCAGCAAAAGCAUGGAGAUACCCACGCCCGUGAGCAACCUCAGCGAGCUGAAGCAACAGCCAUCGGAUGGCAGCAUUCUGGACUCCCAGCUCCUGGAGUCCGCGGCCGUCUUUGACGACGACGACGAUGACAAUGACGCCAUYGACGAGGAUGACGAUGACGAGCGCCAGCUGAAGCGCAGCUGCUGCGCACGCAUUGAGAUGUACCUGGACAUCAGUCUGCUGCAGGAGCCCCGGUUCAUACUGAUGUGCCUAUCCGUAACACUCAUGUCUGUCGGCUGUCCCUACAUGCUCUACUAUCUGCCCGCGCACGUCAUAUCUAUCGGCUACAAUAAAAGCGAAGCGGGGUAUUUGGUGGCCAUCAGCGCUGUGCUGGAUCUGUGUGGACGCCUGGGCCUAGGCUGGCUAUCAGAUCUGCAGCUCUUUGACCGUAAGAAGACCUAUACACUAUGCAUCCUGGGCGCUGGCCUGGCCGUUCUGACAAUACCCUUUGCCAGGACCCUGGUGCUGGUGGGUCUAUCAGCGGCAGUAUAUGGACUAUGCCUGGGCAGCUGGUAUGUGCUGAUGCCCGUGCUGCUGGCAGAUGUCUUUGGGACGGAUCGUAUUAGCUCCAGCUACGGCUUGGUGCGCAUGUUCCAGAGCAUAGGGGCCAUAUCGGUGCCGCCGUUGGCAGGUCUGCUGAGGGAUCUGUCCGGGGACUAUGAGAUCUGUUUCUAUUGCAUGGGCUCCUGCAUGGCCUUGGGCUGUACGCCCCUCGUGGUAUGGUCUAUACUGGAGGCACGCAAUCAUCGGCUGUUCGUGCAGAACGAGGAGGAUGAGUGCGAGGAGGCCUAAGUUCAGUUUGUUGAUUAGCAGAGUUAUACAAAAAUAUUUGUUUGUUGUUCGUGUUUUUAGUAGCCGUUACAGUUACAUCAGAAUAUAUUUUCCAUACCAGUACAAAUACAAGCAAAUAGGAAGAUGAACUUAAAAGAUAAUGAUACACAAUCGGAGUUCGAAUGCCUCACCGAUAUUGAUGAUACUCUUACUGAUACUCCAACACGAGGAAAUAAAUUCAACAUUUACUUUACUUAGCGCUCACACACUUUUCAAAUGCAUUCCUAUAUUUGUCGCGUCUUUAUACAGAUCAUACUUAUAGUAUAUCAUCUGCCUGUUUAUCCUAUGAAAUAUCUGCAAUUGUGCAAUUGUGUAUUCAAUAAUGUUAUCCCAAAAGCAUGAAAAGCACCGAAAGUUGCGCAAAGAACUGAGUUAAAAAGACAUGAACACCAAAAAAUGAGAAAAACAAUUUAAACCUAUAUAUGUAUAUAUUAUAAUAUUCGAUAAAUGUAUUGUCUGUAUUUGAAUGCCCGAAAUACACGAUAUCUAACUAUAUUUAGCUGUAGGUUUACACGAUGAACAUCGUCGACAUCAUCAAAGAAUUUCCAUUUGGUAGCUUUUGGUUUUUGUGGAACUGAGAAGCGCAGAGAGAGGCUAUUAACUAAUAAAUGUUGUACAACUGUACCAAAAAAACACCGAACAUCUCGUUCUUGGGGUAUCCUACAGCAUUACAUUAACGUAGUUGUACAAUAGUUGUUGUGAGAAAUUUACGCAAAAACAUGAAAACUUAACAAAAAUAAAUAAAGUAUCAAAUUUAAUAUUUG